AUGCCACAGUCGCAACACCCAGACGGGUUUACGCGCGCCCUGGCCAAAUUCAAGAAGGGUCUCGAUCCAAGAAUUGCCCAUGAUUUUCCCAUCAGUACACUGGAAGAUGUCCGGGAUUUGGCAGACAAAAUUCAGCUUGAGCAGGGACCGCAAGGAAAGCUCCGCCACCUGCAGCGGCUCGAGCCCUUUAUUGAAGCAAUGACCCAGCUUGGUGCGGUUAUUGAGGUUUUCACAAACGCAAGCGAAUUGAUAUGCUUCAUCUGGGGCCCCAUCAAAUUCCUUCUUAUGCUUGCAAAGACGCACCUCGAUUCCCUCAACAAACUCCUCGAGGCGUAUGGAAAGAUUGCUUCCAGCAUUUCCGGCCUGGAACGAUAUAAAGAAGCCUUUCAAAGCCAUCCACCUUUGGCCAAAGUGCUCGAGGACUAUUACUCGGACAUCCUCAACUUCCACGAACGAGCAAUUGAAGUUUUCACACGACCGAACUGGAAGAUGCUCUUUGACGCUGCCUGGAAAAGGUUCGAUUCAAAGUUCGGACCUAUUCUCCAAAGUCUAGAUAGCCGCAGAGCGCUUCUGGACAGUGAAAAGGCAUCGGCGACCCUCUAUGAGAUCCACCAGGCACUGGAGGAGAUCAAAGAAAAUGGCAGAGAACAAGCCGAUAUGAAGAGGCUGGUGGAGGAAAUGAAGCAUGAGCAGCUAAAAGAGCUGAUCAAGAAAAGGUUGGACCCUCCAAACUACCUGCAGCAUCACGAGCAACUUUUGCGAAAAAAGGCCGCCGAUUCAGGGCAGUGGAUCUUCGCAGACCCCAGAUAUCGAGUGUGGCACAACAGCAAUCUUUCUGGGAGCAGGAUACUCUAUGUUCAUGGGAAACCAGGUGGUGGAAAAAGCACCUUGAUGUCCACCGUUAUUGAACGACUAUUGGGUAACAAGACGGCCGGCGCUGCUGUCGCAUUUUUUUACUUCCGUCAGUUACAAGAAGACAAGAACACGUCCAGGGGCAACUUAGACAAUCUCCUGCGCGCACUUCUGUACCAGCUCAUCGAUCAAGACCCUGACCUGACCGAUUCGAUUACCAACAUGUCAAGAAACGACCAACUCCGACUCAGCUCCACAAAGGAAUGGAAGGAUCUCGUUUGCAAAGCUGCAGGAACUCAGGCAACGCUUUACUUGGUUCUUGAUGGGCUGGAUGAGUGCCAAAGUGAGGAAGAAGAAGACAUCAUCGAAUGGCUCUUGGGCCUGAGCCAGUUCGUCCUUGGACUGAGAGUCAUUGUCGCCGGCCAAAGAGACAAUGUCACGGAUAGACUGUUGUCUUCCCAACCAUCAAUAUCUCUUGACACAUCAACCGAGCAUCACCGCGACAUCACGGCUUAUUGUCAAAAGGGUUCUAAGAAAAUAUGCAGAGAUUUCGAUGCGGAACCGUCCUUGGAAAAUACAAUCAUAGAACUUGUUUCCAGAGGAGCCAAAGGCAUGUUUCUUUAUGCAAAGAUAGUCCUCGAACAUCUACUCGACCAAACGUCGGUCCAUGACUUGGAAGAGCAACUGAAGCCAGGGGUCUUUCCUGACAGCCUAGAGGAAGCUUACAAAAAGGUCGAUGAACGUGUGUUUGAGAAGUCUGCCCGACCGAGAAGCGCCGCUGCGAGCGAAAUCUUGAGCUACGUUAUAAGCUGCCAGCGUACGCUCUUCUGGAGGGAGAUACAGGCCUUCUUCUGUAUCGAUGCGUCGAAGGGGGAAGUAGUCCAUAAAAAACUGAUGAUUAAGAGCUACAAGGAGCUCUGUAGCUCUUUCCUGGAUUCAAAUUCUUUGAAUAAGAACUACACUGGGCCCGAGGACGAGGUGGUACUAGUACACGAAACAGCGCGCGAAUUUCUCAUACGGAAGAACAGAGUGAACAUCCAUGGCCUGAAUUCCAGGCUCUCGAUGUUCUGUUUUCAAUACCUCACAUCGCCGCCGUUCACUCUCGGAGUUUCAGACGAAGAUGUGUUGUCGCAUGCCAAAAAGGGAUACUACGCCUUACAAGACUACACAGUCCAGUACUGGUUCGACCAUGUUCUCGAAUGUAUCAACUCCUUUGACCCAAUUUCGGACCGUGACAAGUGCCAGGAGGUUUUCAACCUCGCCCGGAUCUUCCUCAAGUCUUAUGGAAACCGCGAAAAGAUGGCAGAGCUCCUUCAAGCAGAGACUUACACGGAGUUCACUGAUGCAAUGACCCAGUACCUUCCAGCUCAUGGCCGAGAACGCAACUCUUUCCUCUGCAUCGAGAUACGAACAGAGUCGCUUCGACAAAAGAUCGCCAAACUAGACUUUGAAACCUUUACUGUGGAAGAGCAGAGAGUCUUUGGCAAUCUCCACGGGUCCAGAACGUUAUACAAAUGCUCAAAACCCUGGUGUGAAUUGUUCAAGGGGGGACUCGCGAGCGAGGCAAACCGACGAAAGCACAUUGACGAGCACGAAUUUCCACAUCGAUGUGCAUAUCAUGACUGCAUGGGAUUUAAACUGGGAUUCAGUACGGAAGACGAACUUCAGAGGCAUAACACGAAGUGGCAUACUCAGAAAGACGACACCAACAGCUUUCCCAUCUUUCCCAAGCUAAAAUUGUCAUCUAGCAGUGCUGAAGACUCCAUGUCCAGCGAUAUGGAGAGUAGCCUCCACGAAGCGUGUAGAAGAGGCAAUAUUGAGAGAGUUAGGCAGCUUCUGAACUCUGGUACGGGGAAGAAGGAGAUAGACUCUGGUGAAAAAACAGGGUACCCGUGGAGACGGCCACUUGACAUCGCCGCUGAGAUGGGGCGUAAGGAAAUAUGCGAUUUGCUGAUAUCCAACGGUGCGGACGUCGACAUCAGUCAUGGAGCACCACUCCGAGAAGCAGCGAAGGAGGGACAUCUGGCAGUAUGUAAGCUGUUAAUUUCUAACGGUGCGUCCGUCAAUGUCGACGACGGACGACCACUCCGAGAAGCAGCGCGGAAGGGUCAUCUGGAAAUAUGUGAGUUCUUGAUUUCCAAAGGCGCAUUCGUCAACAUCGGCUAUGAAGAACCAUUCCGAGCAGCAGCGGGGAAUGGCCAGCUGGCAAUAUGUGAAUUGUUGAUACAGCGAGGAGCAGAUAUAAAGUCCAUGGGCUGGAUCCAGUCGUUACAUGAUGCAGCACAAAACGGGCACAUUAACAUAAUCGAUCUACUUCUCCACCGGGAGGGCAUAAAACCGAACAAAUCCCUCCAAAGUCCCACGGCGGCAGAAGCGGCAGCUGCCAGAGGUCAAAUUCCGGUAUUACGUUUUAUGCAGGCCUCUGGAAAGGUAGACAUGAGCAUGAGUGUCAACCUCCUUCGAUCAGCUUGCCAAAACAUCUCCACUUCAUCGGACACUGCUCGAUACGUACUGAGUAACGGCCAUGCCGAUCAGGCGGACGAGAAAUGCAUAUGGAUGACUCUGGAUGCUGUGACAGGUAGCCGCACCAAGGAGUUCAUAGACGAAGUCGAAUUUACUUUCGACAUGCUGUUGUCCACGGCGAACCCGGUGCUCAGCGACGUCUUGCGCCUCCGAAAAGAGCUGGGGUAUAAGAGAGAAAUAAGACUAAAGAAGUCAAAGUUCGGCAGUCCCAGAAGGCAUAAGACGAGAAGAGAUCAACCAAGGCAGCAACGGUUGAGGGAGAAACGAAGACCCUUUUUGAUCUCAAUCAUGGAGUACCCGAAAUGGAGGAUCAACGAUUACACUUGGUUCAGAUUUAUGAAGACAAGAAAAGAUUUCGAAAUGGAACUGGACGAUGAGCUUAAAGAAGUCGUCAACAAGUUUGUGAAAAGGAUUGAGGACAAUAGGAGCACGAAAAUUUUUACAGAUGAGCCUGAAGUGGAGGGCAAGGGCGGGCCGAUGGAGACUACGAGAGAGACGGAUGAGAACAUGGAUGAGGAGAUGGAUGAGAAAGACGAUCUGUCUUGAAGGGCACAGGUUCCGUACAUUUUCCGCAUUUGCUUUUGUCUUCGAUCGAUACAUUAUUUUCCGUCGAUUUCCUCACAUGAUAUGACGCUAUCAAAACUCUUCAAGCUUUGUUGGGAAUCUGUAUUAAAUGGUAUACUUCAUCUUCGA
Molecule: messenger RNA, 4068 nt
Organism: Neurospora tetrasperma FGSC 2508
Lineage: Eukaryota; Fungi; Ascomycota; Sordariomycetes; Sordariales; Sordariaceae
Exons: 8
Coding region: 1-3921 (1306 amino acids)
Molecular function (GO): protein binding
Source: RefSeq, a predicted model, not a curated record